AUGACCGUCUUUGUGGUCUCCCUUUUUCUCCCAAACACAAUCAACUUCAAACUUCCUUCCAAUAAUUCUCGUCCUCCUACCAGAUCCAAGCUUCACCCAGAUUCCAAACUAGACGCUUCCCGCUCUGGGCGUCCAGGUGCUGCUAGAAGAACUACUACCAGAAUCGACACUGGCAAACCGAGUCUUUUUGGUCACCAAAGAGAUAUUACACCCCCAGCAACACCAAUACACGAUGUUGAUCAUGAACAAUUCUUCGCUCAAACCGACCCGUUAAACCUAAAAGCCUCCCUCCCCAUACAAGAGAACCAACAUUCCAUAAUCGCGCCCAGCGAUCCCCAUUCACCAGCAUGGGGUGCAGGAAAGAUGUUCAACCAACCACGCUCCCGAGCCAGUUCCCCUCCUCCCGCAGAUAUUCUCAAACAUAAUAAAAUGAAGGAGAAGGCAGAGCUUCUUGGAAGCGCUGGAGUUCGUCAACCACAAUAUAAAAGAAGUGACAGUCAUGAUAGGGUUUUCGCAAAUGCCGAAUGGGAAGUUGAGCCAGCGGAGCAAGGUAAUGGGGGUUUAAGAAAUGCUGUGCAAGCUGCAGUCAGAAGCGGAAACCUUGAGGAUAAGAUUUGGGUCGGUACCCUAGGAAUGCCAACGGAUGCUCUCGAACGUCAACAAAAGCAGGACAUUGACGAUCGUAUGGCUACGGAGUACGAUUCUUUGACAGUUUUCUGCAAAGAUGGCGAUUUCGACGGUCAUUACACGCACUAUUGUAAGCAAAUUUUGUGGCCCGUCUUCCACUACCAGAUUCCCGACAAUCCCAAAAGCAAGGCUUAUGAGGAUCAUUCUUGGGUUUACUAUGUCAAAGUAAAUCAAGCCUUCGCAGACAAGAUCGUCAAGUCAUGGAAGAGAGGCGAUGUUAUCUGGAUCCAUGAUUACCAUCUUCUACUGGUACCUUCAAUGAUCCGUAAAAAGCUUCCAGAUGCUAAGAUCGGGUUCUUCCUUCACGUUGCAUUUCCAUCUUCAGAAGUAUUUCGAUGCUUGGCAGUUCGCAAGGAAUUACUUGAGGGUAUGUUAGGAGCAAAUCUUAUCGGGUUCCAGAUUCAAGAGUAUGCACGCCAUUUCUUGCAAACCUGCAGUCGUAUCUUGAUGGUUGAAGCCACAAAUGAUGGUAUUCAACUCGAGGAUCGAUUCAUCGAUGUUAUUAAUCUCGCAAUUGGAAUUGAUCCCGUUGCUCUGGAUAUGAACCGCCUGGACCCUAAAGCUACCCAUUGGCUGAACACAAUGCAAGAGAGAUACCGUGGCAAGAAACUUAUUGUUGCGCGAGAUAAGUUGGAUCAUGUACGAGGUGUACGACCUAAGCUUUUGGCUUAUGAGCUAUUCCUGAAUAAAUACCCUGAAUGGCGAGACAAAGUUGUUCUUAUCCAAGUAGCAACCUCUACCACAGAGAAUGCUGAACUCGAUGCGACUGUUUCAGAUAUUGUUACUAGAAUCAACUCUUCAUGGGCAAAUCUCGCUUAUCAACCAGUCGUUUACCUGAAGCAAGACAUCAUCUAUCCACAAUAUCUAGCUUUACUCACAGUCGCUGAUGCCCUAAUGAUUGCAAGUCAGCGUGAAGGAAUGAAUUUAACAUGUCAUGAAUAUUUGUUUUGUCAAGAUGGCAAGUUUGAAGGCCACAACAAGCAUGGAUCCCUUAUUCUUAGUGAAUUUACUGGUAGUUCUUCUAUCUUCGGUGGUAAUGAACUAUCUGUUAAUCCUUGGGAUUAUCGCCAAUGCGCCGAUGCAAUCAAACAAGCUCUUGAAAUGGAGGAUGAAGAGAAAGAAGAACGAUUUACAAAACUUCAUGCAGCUGUCAUGCACCACACAGGUGAACACUGGUUUAAUGAAUUCCUUCAUCGCCUCGACAAGGUCUAUGAUGAACAGCAUAAGAGGGAGACCACAUCUGUUCCUCGUCUCUCGAUCAAUAUACUUGGCCAAAAGUAUCAGAAAUCGGAGCGUAGGCUCUUCAUUAUUGAUUAUGAAGGAACUUUGGCAUCAUGGGGCUCACCGAGCAGUAUCAUUUUAACAAGCCCGCAACGCACAAUUGAUACUCUUAAUGAUAUUUUACAAGACGAAAGAAAUACAGUCUAUGUAAUGUCUAGCAGACAACCAGAGGAGCUUGACCGUUUAUUCAAACGAGUUCCACGUCUUGGUCUCAUUGCUGAAAAUGGAUGUUUCCUUAGACAAUUUGGAACUUCGGAAUGGACCGAGAUGGCCGACCCCGAAAAAAUGCGCGCCUGGAAAGAUUCAGUUGAAGGUAUCAUGGCUUAUUAUACCGAGCGAACCCCAGGAUCUUGGAUUGAGACGAGACAUUGUAGUUUGAUCUUCCAUUACAAGAAUGCUGAAGACUUCGAAACUGCAACUCGACAGGCAGGUGAUUGUGCAAGCCACAUUAAUGAUGCAUGUGUUGAGCAAAGAGUUAGAGCUCUUCCUCUUGAAGGAGCUGUUGCAGUAGAACCAAUUGACUGGUCAAAGGGUACAGCUGCCAUGAAAAUAUUCGAAGGCCUUGCAAAAGACAUGUCACCAAACGCUGAACACACUUCUCCUGUCGAUUUCUUACUAGUGAUAGGUGAUGGUAGGGAUGAUGAGGUUAUCUUUAGAUGGGCGAAUGAUUUGGGUAGAGCUAAGAAUGUUGAUAAUGUUACAACUGUUAGUCUGGGUAGUAGAAAUACUGAAGCUGGGUAUACACUUACCCAAGGUGUUACUGGUGUCUUGACAGCUUUACAAAAGCUAGCUCAAUUGUCUUAG
This is a messenger RNA of Botrytis deweyae, 2772 nucleotides long. RefSeq lists its product as uncharacterized. The record is from RefSeq and is a predicted model, not a curated record. Gene Ontology annotation, cellular component: cytosol; alpha,alpha-trehalose-phosphate synthase complex (UDP-forming). Gene Ontology annotation, biological process: trehalose biosynthetic process. Bases 1 to 2772 code for a protein of 923 amino acids. The transcript has 6 exons. Gene Ontology annotation, molecular function: catalytic activity. NCBI's taxonomy places the organism in Eukaryota, Fungi, Ascomycota, Leotiomycetes, Helotiales, Sclerotiniaceae.